GCCGUGGUGGCGGCGGCGGCGGCCGCGGAGCCCUGAGCACCCGCCGGGCAGCGCGGCUGCGAGCCGCCCCCCAGCCCGAUCUGCAGCCGAGGCGGCGAGCGCGGAGCCGCGGCGGCCAUGGGCAACGAGGCGAGCCUGGAAGGAGGCGAAGGGAUGGGCGCCUUCCCCGAAGGGGCGGCGGCGGCCGGGGAUGGCGGCGGCCCCGCGGCCCCCUUGCAGCGCCUGGUCCCGGCCGGGGUGGAGGCGGACCUGAGCCAGCUGAGCGAGGAGGAGAGGAGGCAGAUCGCCGCUGUCAUGUCAAGGGCGCAGGGGCUGCCCAGAGGGAACCUCGCCGGCACGGAGCCGCCUCUCAUGCAAAGACCUCCUGAGCCUGAUACAAGCCACCGUCCCAGACAACCAGGUAAACCUCCAGAUCCAGGACAACCAGGUUUAAGUAAAAGCAGAACAGUUGAUGUGCUGAAGACAGAACAACGGGCACCUGGACGGAGCCCUUCUACUCUUAGUCUACGGGAAUCAAAGUCCAGAACUGAUUUUAAAGAAGAUCAGAAGCCAAGUAUGAUGCCCAGUUUUCUCUCAGAAGCCAAUCCACUGAGUGCAGUCACUUCAGUUGUGAACAAAUUCAAUCCUUUUGAUUUGAUAUCAGAUUCAGAUGCAGCCCAUGAAGAAGCCAGUAGGAAACAAAAAGUUACCCCAAAAGAGCAAGGGAAACCUGAGGAUCAGAGGGGCCCUGCAAAACAUCCAACUCAACCACAGUCUCCAAAGCCAGCUGUUCAACAACAAGGACCUGUCAGACCUACCCCGCAGCAAACUGAGUCUUCCAAACCAGUGCCUCAGCAGCAGCCUGGGGAACCAAAGCAAGUUCAGAAACCAGGCCAUGGCCACCCAGCAGAUGCUAAGCAAGAGCAAGCGAAACAACCGCCCCAGCCACGAGGACCACAAAAAUCUCAGCCCCAACAGCCAGAUCCAACGAAGCCUGUUCAACAACAAACUUCUACAAAACCUUCACCAGGCCCAACAAAACCCUCCCCACAGCAAUCAGACAGCACUAGAGCGACGUCCCAAGCACCACCUCCCACAAAACCCUCAUCGCAGCAGCCGGGACCUGUAAAACAACCAUCUCAACAGCCGGCUCGGCAAGGAGGUCCUGCAAAACCACCGUCCCAGCAAGCAGGGCCUCCAAAACAGCCUUCUCAGCAACCUGGACCCGAAAGACCAUCUGCUCAGCAAACGGGACCUGCAAAACAGCCACCACAGCCUGGAUCUGGGAAGCCACCUCCACAGCAAACAGGGCCUGUAAAACAAGUGCCACCGCAGGCAGGGCCUACAAAAUCACCUUCUCAGACUGCAGGGACCACAAAGCCCCCGGCACAGCAACCAGGACCUACAAAACCACCUGGCCAGCAACCAGGGCCGGACAAGCCCCCGCAGCAAAAGCCAGCUGGUGCCAGCCAACCCCCUGAGUCCGCCCCAAAGAAAACCUUCUGCCCUCUUUGCACAACCACCGAGCUGCUGCUGCACACCCCAGAAAAGGCCAACUACAACACGUGCACCCAGUGUCACACUGUAGUCUGCAGCCUGUGUGGAUUCAAUCCUAACCCUCAUAUCACAGAGAUCAGUGAAUGGCUCUGUUUAAACUGCCAGAUGCAAAGAGCAUUAGGAGGUGACCUAGCACCAGGUCAUGGUCCCGGGCCACAGCCACCUCCACCCAAACAGAAGACACCCAUUCCACCUUCAGCAGCUAAACCAUCCCCCCAGCCACAGCCAGUUCAAAAGAAAGAUGUUUCUCCCAAACCUGAUCCUUCGCAGACAGCAGAAUCCAAAAAAACCCUUCCACAGAAAAAGCAACCGUCCUUGCCUGGGUCUCCCCCUGUAAAAUCGAAACAACCCCACACAGAGCCCACUGAGACAUCCCAGAAAACAGAUGCUACUCCAAAGUCUGAUCAGGUCAAGCCAACGCAGGCUGAGGAUAAGCAAAAACAACCCAGUGCGGAGAAGCCUGUGGCGGACACUUUGCCUACUUCUGCAGUACCAGGGCAGAAACAGGACUUGGCAGGUCCCAAACCGCCACCAACUCAACAGAAAGUGACAGAUUCCCCAAAGCCAGAACCUGCCAAGCCGUCACAGGACACACGUCCAGCUGGGGAUAAGCCAGAUUCCAAACCUGUUCCACAGGUGUCUCGGCAGAAGUCAGACCCCAAGCUUGCGUCUCAGCCUGCGGCUAGACCAGAUGCUAAAACUCAAAAGCCUGUUGAGCCAACACAAACAAAAGAUGAUCCUAGAAAGUUACCAACAAAACCAGCCCCAAAGCCUGAUAGCAAACCAGCUCCCAAGGGCCCACAAGCAGGGGCAGGACCCAAGCCAGUGCCAGCACAGCAGCAACCUCAGAAAACUCCAGAGCAAUCAAGGCGUUUCAGCCUUAAUCUGGGAGGCAUCACCGAUGCCCCUAAGCCUCAGCCUACAACACCACAAGAAACAGUUACUGGGAAACUCUUUGGAUUUGGAGCUUCAAUCUUCAGCCAGGCCUCAAAUUUAAUUUCCACAGCGGGUCAGCCGGGGUCUCAGACAUCAGCCCCACCUGCUCCUGCAGCAAAGCAGCCCCAGCCUCCGUCACAGCCUCCAGCCCCUCAGGCAGCCCCCAAAGAGGCUGGUCAGGCUCAGCCUCCUCCAAAAGCUGUUCCUGCAAAGAAAGAAGCCAAGCCUCUUACGACUGAGAAACCGGAGCCAUCAAAAGCGGAUAGUGUUUUAACAACUAAAGGAUCUGGUUCAGAGAAGAAAAGUGGUUUGGCUAAAGACAGUAAGCCUGAGGCUGCUGAAGCUAAGAAACCUGCUGGGCUGUCGGAACCAGAGAAAGCCAGCCAGCCUGAAGCAUCUUGUCCCCUUUGUAAAACUGGACUAAAUAUUGGUUCUAAGGAUCCCCCCAACUUUAAUACCUGUACAGAGUGCAAGAAGGUUGUGUGCAAUCUCUGUGGAUUUAACCCAAUGCCGCACAUAGCUGAGGUACAGGAAUGGCUGUGCUUAAACUGCCAGACCCAAAGGGCAAUGUCAGGACAACUUGGAGAUAUGGGCAAGGUGCCACUUCCAAAAACAGGCCCUUCACAACCAGUAUCCAAACCACCUGCUACUCCUCCAAAACAGCCUAUGCCUGCUGUCUCACAUUCUCCUCAGAAGACUUCCACACCUCCUACUCCAGCAGCAGUGAAGCCGAAAGAAGAACCAGGCAUUCAGAAGGAAGCUCCAAAACUUCAGCAGGGGAGGCUGGAAAAAACAUUGUCAGCUGAUAAAAUCCAACAAGGGAUUCAAAAGGAAGAUGCAAAACUUAAGCAGGGAAAACUUAUCAAGACACCCUCAGCUGAUAAAAUCCAGCGUGUUUCUCAGAAGGAAGACCCAAGGAUUCAGCAAACAAAGCUGACAAAGGCAGCCUCAUAUGAUAAAGUUUUGCAUGAAGUUCAGAAGGAGGAUGAAAAACUUCAAGAAGCAAAACUGGCAAAAACAUCCUCAGCUGAUAAAAUUUUGCAUGGAAUUCAGAAGGAAGACAUAAAACUUCAAGAGGCAAAAUUGGCAAAAGUGCCCUCGGCUGACAAAAUUUUACAGGGAAUUCAGAAAGAAGACCCAAAACUCCAACAGAUGAAAAUGGCAAAGGCACUGUCAGCUGACAAAAUCCAACAUGCAGCUCAGAAGGAAGAUGCACAACUUCAGGAAAUCAAAAUGCCAAAGGCAGUUUCGGUUGAUAAAAUCCAACAUGGGAUUCAGAAAGAAGAUCCAAAACUUCAGCGUGAGAAAAUUAUGAAAACUUCAUCAGUGGAGAAAAUCCAAGAGGAAGAUCAAAAAGAAGAAACAAAAAUUCAGCAAGAGAAACUGUCCAAGACACCUUCAACAGAUAAAAUUCCUGUAACAGUAAGUUCAGACCAAAAGAAACUGCUAAGCACCUUGGAAGGAGAUAAAAAACCUGUGCUCCCAGAAACGAGCACACCACAUCCAGAGGACAAAAAAGGAGAAAUUAGAGCUGAGAUUAAAGACCAUGUUACUGAACAGAAAGAAGUUGAAGCACCUUCUAAGGGACUGCAAGCUAAGGAACAAGAGGAUUUUAAGAAAGAAGAUUUGGCAACUGGGAUUUCACAAACAGUUUCGGAAGCUGAAAAGGCUCAGGAAGAAGAAAUUCCUGUUCAAACAACACCUUUGCCAGGAGCCGACCACGUGGAAGCAGCACGAGAAAAAAUAGAAAAGGAGGAUGAAAAAUCAGACACAUCAAGCUCUCAGCAACAGAAAAGUCCACAAGGUCUGAGUGACACCGGGUAUUCUUCUGACGGGAUAUCAAGUUCACUUGGUGAAAUUCCAAGUAUUAUCCCCACUGAUGAAAAGGAUUUACUCAGAGAAACUAAUAAAAAAGACACAAUUUCUCAAGAAAGUCCACCAAGCCCCUCAGAUCUAGCUAAACUGGAAAGUACUGUACUUUCAAUUUUGGAAGCUCAGGCAAGUACUCUUUCUGAUGAAAAAUCUGCAAAAAGCAAAGAGCUUUCUGAAACAUAUGGUGAACAGACAAAAGAUCAACAUAAAGCAAAGCCUUUGCCAGUCACUCCAGAAUCUUACAGUUCAGAGGAGGAAGACUUAGAAGCUAUUAAAAAAAGUGAAGGAACCAUCGUAGAAGAGGGGAAAGGAAGUGCUGCCUCCCAGGCAGACUACAAGGAGGAACGUGAAGGAGAUGAUGUAUCAGCAAGAAGACAACGCUAUGACUCUGUGGAAGACAGCAGUGAGAGUGAAAACUCACCUGUCCCAAGGAGAAAAAGAAGAACUAGUGUUGGCUCUUCAAGCAGUGAUGAGUACAAACGAGAUGACAGCCAGGGAUCAGGUGAUGAGGAAGACUUCAUUAGAAAACAGAUUAUGGAGAUGAGUGCUGAUGAAGAUGCUUCAGGUUCUGAAGAUGAUGAGUUCAUCAGAAAUCAACUCAAAGAGAUCAGUGCAGCUGAAAGCCAAAAGAAAGAAGAAAUGAAAAGCAAAGCCAAAGGAACAACUGGAAAACACAGAAGAAUGGCACGGAAAAGUAGUGCAGGCUAUGAUGAGGAUGCAGGAAGAAGACAUUCAUGGCACGAUGAUGAUGAUGAAACUUUUGAUGAAAGCCCAGAGCCAAAAUACAGGGAAAGUAAAAGUCAAGACAGUGAAGAACUUACAGUAACUGGAGGAGGAGGCCUUCGACGUUUCAAAACAAUAGAAUUAAAUAGUACAGUAACAAGCAAAUAUUCUGAAGUAUCUGAACAACAGAAAGGUAUUUUAUAUUUUGAUGAAGAGCCUGAGCUAGAGAUGGAGAGUCUUACAGAUUCACCAGAAGAUAGAUCCAGAGGAGAAGGAUCUUCUAGUUUACAUGCUUCUAGUUUCACACCAGGUACAUCUCCUACUUCAGUGUCAUCACUUGACGAAGAUAGUGACAGCAGUCCUAGUCACAAAAAACUGGGAGGUGAGAGCAAACAACAGCGCAAAGCCAGACACCGGACACAUGGUCCUCUUCUUCCAACUAUUGAAGACUCUUCAGAAGAAGAAGAACUACGGGAAGAGGAAGAACUUCUAAAGGAGCAAGAGAAACAGCGUGAAUUAGAACAGCAACAAAGAAAAAGUUCUAGCAAAAAAUCCAAAAAGGACAAGGAUGAACUAAGAGCCCAGAGAAGAAGGGAACGUCCCAAGACUCCACCAAGUAAUCUUUCUCCCAUUGAAGAUGCGUCUCCAACAGAAGAAUUACGACAGGCAGCAGAAAUGGAAGAGCUGCACAGAUCUUCCUGUUCUGAAUAUUCACCCAGUAUUGAGUCAGAUCCUGAAGGAUUUGAAAUCAGCCCAGAAAAAAUAAUAGAAGUACAAAAAGUUUACAAAUUGCCUACUGCUGUCUCUCUAUACUCGCCAACAGAUGAAAAACCAAUUGGACUCCCAAAAGAAGAAAGUGGUCAAAAGACAUUGAAAAGUGCUGAAGAGGUAUAUGAGGAGAUGAUGCAUAAGUCCAAAUCAUUUCAGAUUGCAAAUGAAAAAGAUGAAAUAUUUGAAAAAGAAUCUUUAUAUGGUGGAAUGCUUAUAGAGGAUUAUAUUUAUGAAUCUUUAGUAGAGGAUACUUACAAUGGAAGUAUUGAUACUAGUCUUGUCAUGAGACAAGAUGAGAGCAGUGAAUAUAUGCAACAGAAAGGAAAAGAGAAAAAACCAAGAGCUUCAGAACAGGUCUAUGAUGAACCACAGAAAGUUACUGAUCUAGAGAAAGACUACUAUAGUGUUGAGACUUUACAUACUAUUGUGCCUCAAGAAGAUAUUGUUUCUAGUUCUUACAUUAUCCCAGAAAGUCAUGAAAUAGUUGUAUUAGACAGCACAGUAACUUCUGCCGCCGAGGAAAAGCACUUGUUAGAUGCAGAAGCUGCUUAUGAAGAGCUUAUGAAAAGACAGAAAAUGCAGCUAACCCCUGGCUCCAGUCCAACACAACCAACUUCAGAUUUCAUUCCCACAUCUGAUACAAAGGUAUCUGGUGUUGGAGAGAUAGUGGAUAGUACAUCUUUAACAUCAAGCACUACUUCAGCAAUCUCAGAUGUAUCACCUGUCAGUAGCACAACACUUUCUAUUCCAGAUGUUAAAAUAACACAGCAUUUUACAGCAGAAGAAAUUGAAGAUGAAUACUUAACAGAUUAUGCCAGAGAAAUUCAAGAAAUAAUUUCUCAUGAAACAUCAAUAUUGACAUACUCUGAGACAUCUGAAGUUGCUGCAUCAGUUUUGCCUUCUGAUACAGCUUCCUUAACAUCAUCUACAUCUUCAGUUUGUACCACAGAUAGUUCAUCACCUAUAGAUAGUGCAACCACGGGUUUUGUUGGUGCAGCAGAUGCUGUAAGUAAACCAGCAGAUGCUGAAGGUAUCAGUAUAAUAACCCAGGUUCCCCUAACAUCUCCAAAAGAGUACUCUGAAGUGAGCAUGCCUUAUGAAUCUAUUGAUGGAGCCACUAAAAAGCCUUCCAUAGCAUCAGAUAAGGAGAGUGUGGAUCAAGCUGCAGUUUGUUUGCCUGAAACUACACCUUCAUUAGUGACAACUACAGUUACAAAACCCGAGGAAUAUGUGGCUGAUACUGUUUCCUUUGAUACCUCCAAAGCAGAGAAGGAAGCAGCUAGAAAAAUGAAAAGUACAAUAGAGGCUGGCAGUGUCAAAAUGCAUCAUGAAGAGCCACACAAAGAAUUAGGUGUUGAUAAGGCAAGGAUUGAUUUGACUAGUGUUACAUCUGAGCAACCACCCAUAUCUAUAGCAUCAUUACAAGUUACAGAGCCUGCAUCAGAAACAUCUUCUGUACCCACUCCCAGUGUUGUAAGUAAGACCAGCAUGGUCUCUGUGCCUUCCUCAGCUCCUGCUGUUUCAGCCAAAGUAUUCUCUCUUUUUAGAAGCUCUUCUUUGGAUUCCUCUGCACAACCUUCUCCACCCCCACCUCCUCCUCCUCCACCACCACCACCACCUCCACCACCAUUACCACCUCCACCUAUUUUACCCAAGCCAGCCAUUUAUCCCAAAAAGAAGUCACAGAUUAAGAUUGCAGCAGCAACAGCUCCCACAGCGGUCCCUCCAGUCACAACUGUUCCAGCACUAGAGUCCACAACUGUGUUAAAGAAUCAUGUGGUACCUAUCACAAAAACAUACACCCCAACACCACCUCCUGUACCACCUAAACCAUCCUCCAUCCCAGCAGGGCUUGUUUUCAGUCACAGGCCCACUGAAGUAACUAAACCUCCAAUUGCUCCUAAACCAGCAGUACCUCCACUCCCAAUAGCUGUUCAUAAGCCAGCAGAAACACAGCCCAAACCAGUAAGUUUGUCAUUGACUUCAGGUAUGACUCUGAAUUUGGUCUCCACAACUGAAUACAAAAUUCCAUCUCCCACUUCCCCUUUGUCUCCACACUCUAACAAAUCUUCACCAAGGUUGGCAAAACCCUCACAGGAAACCUAUGUUGUCAUCACGUUGCCAUCAGAGCCUGGAACUCCCACAGAAGCUAUAACUAGUCAGGCUGUUACCAGCUGGCCUUUAGAAGCACCUCCUAAAGAACACGUUCCCCAGCCUAUGCAACCAGUUUUUACUUCGCCCAUGAAAACUAUGGACAUUCAAAGUAUGGCAGGUCAGAGUAUGUAUAUUUCAGGUGCUUUGCAAGCUAUUCCUGUGACAACAAAAUCGACUUUCGAAAAAAUACCUAGUUCAAAACCAGAAGUAGUAACCACAGAGGUAACCAAGACCACAGUGUCUGUGGUUAAGGGUCCAGUGCCUGGUUAUGGUUUAGGUAGUGUUGCUAUUACUAUACCUCCAGAGCCACUGCAUAUAGUAGAUCAACCCAGAUAUAGAGAGAAUGGAAGAUUCCAUCCUUUGGGUGAUGUCAUAGAUCUUCGCACUUUAACUAAGAUGGAUGUUGAAAUGAGAGACAGCUGUAUGGAUCUGUCUGCUGUUUCCGUAGAUGUGAGAAGGCAGAUGCCAGUGACUGACACAGGUGGGCGCCCAGUAAGUACUGUCCAGCCAUCCAUAAUAAACCUGAGCACUGCGUGUGUUGCUGAACCUUCCCUGUCUGUAGUCACUGGGACAGUAACUGUAGUGACCUGCACUGCCACUGUGUGCUACACCACCAGUACAGACAGCCUUGUGGAUCUGGGACACGCAAUGACAACACCGCUCCAGCUGACAACAUCAAAACAUUUUGAGCCUCCAUACAGGGUAACAAGCAGCCAGGCUUUCUCUGCCGGUAGAGAUGAAGUGCCAAUAAAUUUAUCCCUAGGUACUUCAACACAGGCAGUAACAUGGGCUACUACAAAGCCUGUUACUGUACCACCCAUUGGUGUUACAAAUGGUUGGACUGAUCUCUCCACUUCUCAGGAGCCAACAGAGAGUGAAGCAGUUGACCUUAGCACUACAAAAUCCCACAGAACAGUAGUAACAAUGGAUGACACUACUUCAGGUAUCGUAACAACAGUAAUAGAAGAUGAUGAAAAGCCUGUAGAUCUGACUGCAGGGAGAAGAGCUGUCUGCUGUGAUAUGGUUUAUAAAUUGCCAUUUAGGAGCUGUGCAGCACAGCAGCCACCUACUACACUUCCUGAAGAUCGCUUUGGCUACAGAGAUGACCAUUAUCAGUAUGAUCGUCCGGGGUCAUAUGGCUACCGAGGAAUGGGAGGUAUGAAACCAUCUAUGUCUGACACAAAUUUAUCAGAAGCUGGACUGUUUGCAUAUAAAAGCAAGAAUAGCUUUGAUUAUCGAGUUGGGGCAACUGAUACAGCAGUAGAUCUUACUUCUGGAAGAGUAACUACAGGUGAGGUUAUGGAUUACUCAAGCAAGACUACUGGUCCAUAUGCAGAGACUCGGCAGGUGAUUUCUGGCCUCGGGCUCAGUGCACCACAAUAUUCCCAAGCAAGAAUGGUAUCAUCUCUGGGUUCCCAGUUUGGCGUUGGAAGUGUUUUAAGGUCAUCCAAUGGUGUUGUUUAUUCUUCAGUAGCUACUCCAAUCCCAUCCACAUUUGCCAUCACUACACAACCUGGUUCUAUUUUCAGUACAACUGUCAGAGAUUUACCUACUCUCCAAACAAUUGACUCGGUGCCUUCUUUGUCAACUUUGCAACAGAGUCAACCUCUCCCAAGAUCAUACAGUUUCUUAACAACUGUGGCAGCUGAAAAAGACAGUGCAAUUACUGCCAUUGAUAUGGAUACAAGGUUGCCACCUCAUACUAUAGAAACUAUUACCACUGAGCCAACAAGCUUGAUACCUACUUUAACUACAGCAUCUGAAGUUUAUACAGAUGUAAUUGAUGAUGAGGUUGCCCUUCUCAUUGCCCCUGAAGAAGGCAAACAGCAGCAGCUUGAUUUGGAGCGGGAACUUCUUGAGCUUGAGAAAAUUAAGCAGCAGCGCUUUGCAGAAGAGCUGGAAUGGGAACGUCAGGAAAUUCAAAGAUUUAGGGAACAAGAAAAGUUUAUGGUGCAAAAAAAGCUUGAGGAGUUGCAAUCUAUGAAACAUCAUCUCUUAUUUCAGCAGGAGGAGGAACGACAAGCUCAGUUUAUGAUGAGACAAGAGACAUUAGCCCAGCAGCAGUUGCAGCUUGAACAAUUCCAACAACUUCAACAGCAGCUCCACCAACAAUUAGAGGAGCAAAAACUUCGUCAGAUAUAUCAGUAUGGUUAUGACCCUUCAGGAACUGGCUCGCCGCAGACUACCACAGAUCAAACACUUCUGGAAGGACAGUAUGCAACCCCAGAAAAUGGUCAGUUCUGGCCCACUGAUGAUGCAACCACUACAGCUUCAGGAGUGCUGGGUAUUGAAAUUCCACAAAGCCAAGCAUGGUAUUCAGUUCAGUCUGAUGGCGUUACCCAAUACAUACCUAGGUCUGGUAUCCUAAGCUCAGUUUCAGAAAUGUCUCUGAAGGAUAUUGAUGUUAGAGAGGAGAAGCAACUGAAAAAGAGAAGUUCUAUGCCAAAAUUACGUGGUCCAUAUGAGGAGUUUGAGGAGACUCUGGAAGAAGAGCCCCGGUGCUUCAAAAAGAUAGUGGACAGUGGAGUCCAAACUGAUGAUGAAGAUGGAGCAGACAGAGGUUACACAAACAGGAGACGGAGAAGUAAGAAGAGUGUUGAUACAAGUGUUCAGACAGAUGAUGAAGAUCAAGAUGAAUGGGAUCUUUCUAACAAAUCCAGAAGGAAGCCUCGUAUAGGGAAAUACAGCGAGAGUACCACUGAGGCAGACAAAGCUAAACCAUUCUCCAAAGUCUCUAGUAUUGCAGUUCAGACAGUGGCAGAGAUUUCCGUACAAACAGAACCUGUAGGAACAAUAAGAACACCUUCAAUCAGGGCCCGAUUGGAUGCUAAGGUUGAAAUCAUAAAGCACAUUUCAGCUCCAGAAAAGACAUAUAAAGGAGAAAGUUUGGGAUGUCAAACAGAGACAGAGUCAGAUACUCAGAGUCCCCAGUAUCUGUCAGCUUCAUCUCCUCAGAAAGAUAAAAAACGCCCAACACCAUUAGAGAUAGGAUACUCAACCCACCUUCGUCCAGACUCCACAUUGCAGGUAGUCCCUUCCCCUCCCAAAUCUCCCAAAGUUCUCUAUUCACCCAUUUCACCCGUUUCACCAAGCAAAGUUAUAGAGUCAGCAUUUGUACCCUAUGAAAAACCCAUCACUGAUGACAUCAGCCCUCAGAAGAUGCUGCAUGCUGACAUUGCCAAGGUUCCUCCAAGCCCAAAGGCGGCAAAGAUGAUGCAACGCUCUAUGUCUGAUCCUAAGCCCCUGAGUCCCACAGCAGAAGACAGUUCCAGAGCUCAGUUUCAGUACACUGAGGGUUUUAUGUCAAAAGGUCCUUCAAGCAUAACUCCAUCAGGCACUCAGAAGAAGGUGAAGAGGACUCUGCCCAACCCACCUCCAGAGGAAGCAACGGCAGGAACUCAGUCCCCAUAUACUUCUGUGGGAUCAGUUUCGCGGAGAAGGAUUUGUAGGACCACCACUAUGGCCAGAGCCAAAAUUCUUCAGGAUAUAGACAGGGAGUUGGAUCUGGUCGAACGUGAAUCAGCCAAGCUUAGGAAGAAGCAAGCAGAGCUAGAUGAGGAGGAAAAAGAAAUAGAUGCCAAGCUGAGAUACUUGGAAAUGGGCAUUAAUAGGAGGAAAGAAGCCCUGCUAAAAGAAAGAGAAAAGAGAGAGCGUGCCUAUCUCCAAGGAGUAGCAGAAGAACGUGAUUAUAUGUCAGACAGUGAAGUUAAUAAUACCAGGUCAACCAGAAUAGAAACUCAGCAUGGCUUGGAAAGACCACGUACUGCACCCCAGACAGAAUUUAACCAGUUUAUGCCACCACAAACCCAACCAGAAACACAGUUUGCCCCUGCUACAAGCCCAUAUGCUCAAUAUCAGUAUUCAUCUCCUGCCCUGCCAACUCAAGCACCAACUCAGUUCACACAGCAAUCACAUUACCAGCAACAGCAGCCUUUGUAUCACCAGCAGGUUUCACCUUAUCAGACCCAGACAGCUUUCCAAACAGGAGCCACUAUGUCCUAUACUCCACAGGCUCAACCUCCACCAUCUCAACAGCCAUCAUACCAACUCUCAUCACAGAUGAUGGUGAUACAGCCAAAGCCAAGACAGACCACAUUAUAUUUGGAGCCUAAGAUAACAACAAACUAUGAUGUAAUUCGCAAUCAGCCUCUCAUGAUAGCACCAGUUUCAACUGACAAUAGUUAUGCAGUUUCCCAGCUGGGCAGUAAAUACUCUACUUUGGACUUAAGGAUAGGACUAGAUGAGAGAAACAGCAUAGCAAGCAGCCCUAUCUCAAGCAUAUCUGCAGAUUCGUUCUAUGCAGAUAUAGAUCACCACCAUACACCCCGAAAUUAUGUGCUGAUUGAUGAUAUAGGAGAACUUACUAAAGGAACAGGAGCACUCGGUUCCAGUUUUAGCCUCCAUGAGAAAGAUCUGACCAAAACAGAUCGACUGCUUCGCACAACUGAAGCCAGGAGAGCACAAGAGGUGUCAGACUUCCUAGCACCACUGCAGACUUCCUCUAGGUUACAUUCCUAUGUUAAAGCUGAUGAAGACCCAAUGGAGGACCCCUAUGAGCUCAAACUUCUAAAACACCAGAUAAAGCAAGAAUUCCGUAGAGGUGCAGAAAGUCUUGAUCAUCUGGCUGGCCUGUCACAGUAUUACCACGGAGAGGGCAGCUACAGGCAUUUUCCAAAAUCUGAGAAAUAUAGCAUAGGCAGGCUUACUCUUGAGAAACAGGCUGCUAAGCAGCUCCCAGCAGCCCUCCUUUACCAGAAGCAGUCAAAACAUAAGAAAGCUUUGAUAGACCCCAAACUAACAAAGUUUUCACCUAUCCAAGAAAGCAGAGACCUUGAGCCUGACUAUUCAAGUUAUAUGACUUCUAGCACUUCAACACUUGGGGGAAUUACUACUAGGGCAAGGCUUCUUCAGGAUGAUAUUACUUAUGGCCUUAGAAAAAACAUCAGUGACCAACAGAAAUACAUGGGGCCACCACUGACGUCCUCCAUUGGAGCAGGCCUUGGGACUGCACUAGGUCCAACAAUGAGAUCCACUCUACAAGAUGAAGCAGACAAGUCUUAUAGCAGUGGUAGUAGAUCUAGGCCCUCAUCUAGACCCUCCUCAGUGUAUGGGCUCGAUCUGUCAUUGAAAAGGGAUUCUUCCAGUUCUUCUUUAAGACUGAAAGCCCAAGAAGCUGAACCCUUAGAUGUUUCCUUUAGCCAUGCAGCACCUUCUGGAAGAACUAAACCUACCAGUCUACCUAUUAGCCAAAGCAGGGGAAGGAUCCCAAUAGUAGCACAGAACUCAGAGGAGGAGAGCCCACUUAGUCCUGUUGGACAGCCAAUGGGAAUGGCAAGAGCAGCAGCUGGACCCUUGCCACCAAUAUCUGCAGAUACCAGGGACCAGUUUGGAUCAAGCCAUUCAUUACCUGAGGUCCAGCAGCAUAUGAGGGAGGAGUCACGGACUCGAGGCUAUGAUCGAGAUAUAGCCUUCAUCAUGGAUGACUUCCAGCAUGCCAUGUCAGACAGUGAAGCCUACCAUCUCCGUCGAGAAGAAACAGAUUGGUUUGACAAGCCCAGGGAGUCUCGUUUGGAGAAUGGACACAUCCUCGACAGAAGGCUGCCAGAGAAGUUGGCCCACUCUCGACCACUAAGUCAACACCAAGACCAAGUAAGCUGUCAAAUAAAUGGGAAGCCCCUGCAGUACAUUUUCCCUCAUACAAGGCUCAAACUACUGAGAGACCCAAAGGAUCACACAGUUUCAGGCAACGGACUGGGAAUCCGAGUUGUAGGUGGAAAAGAAAUUCCAGGGAGCAGUGGGGAAAUUGGAGCUUACAUUGCCAAGAUAUUGCCUGGGGGCAAUGCAGAGCAGACGGGGAAGUUAAUAGAAGGAAUGCAGGUGUUGGAAUGGAAUGGCAUCCCCUUGACUGGGAAGACUUAUGAAGAAGUCCAGAGCAUUAUUAUUCAACAGAGUGGGGAAGCAGAAAUAUGUGUAAGACUGGACCUGAACAUGCUCUCGGACUCUGAGAACCCCCAGCACCUGGAGCUGCAUGAGCCAGUAAGAGCAGUAGAUAAAGCGAAGUCCCCGGGGGUUGAUCCCAAGCAGCUGGCUGCAGAGCUCCAAAAGGUUUCUCUACAGCAGUCGCCUCUGGUUGCUUCCUCAGGAGUGGAAAAGGGAUCUCAUGUCCACUCUGGAACCACUUCUGCCACCUCCAGUGCUGUUCCUAGCCCUGGUCAGCCUGGUUCUCCCUCAGUGAGCAAAAAGCGCCACAGCAGCAAGCCCACAGAAACUACAAAAUCUGCUUCUCAUCCAAUCACUGGAGAAAUUCAGCUUCAAAUCAACUAUGACAAGCACCUCGGCAACCUUAUCAUCCACAUCCUUCAGGCGAGAAACCUUGCUCCAAGAGACAACAAUGGCUAUUCGGACCCCUUUGUUAAAGUUUAUCUUCUUCCAGGGAGAGGACAAGUCAUGGUUGUCCAAAAUGCCAGUGCUGAGUACAAGCGGAGAACUAAGUACGUUCAGAAGAGCCUGAAUCCUGAGUGGAAUCAGACAGUCAUUUAUAAAAAUAUUUCCACAGAGCAGCUGAAAAAGAAAACACUGGAAGUGACUGUCUGGGAUUAUGAUAGAUUCUCCUCAAACGACUUCCUUGGUGAAGUGUUGAUCGAGUUAUCCAGUGUUUCUCAGCUUGACAACACUCCCCGGUGGUAUCCUCUUAAAGAACAGAGUGAAAACAUUGAUCAUGGGAAAUCUCAUUCUGGACAGAGUAGCCAGCAAUCUCCAAAACCAUCUGUCAUCAAGAGCAGAAGUCACGGAAUCUUCCCGGACCCCUCCAAGGACAUGCAGGUGCCCACCAUUGAGAAAUCCCACAGCAGCCCAGGGAGCUCCAAAUCCUCCUCUGAAGGACAUCUCCGCUCUCACGGUCCAUCCCGCAGCCAAAGCAAAACCAGCGUCACUCAAACUCACCUCGAAGACGCUGGGGCAGCCAUCGCUGCUGCCGAAGCAGCUGUCCAGCAGCUCCGCCUUCAACCAACAGCACAUAAAAGCGGUCAGUCUAAUCAUGCCAGGAAGCAGCACAGACACAGCAUAGCAGGAGUCCUCCCUAUUCAAAGAACUCAGUCUGACAAUCUGCCUCCACCAGCCAAUGACAACAAAGACCAAAGCCAACUAGCCCUCAGGAAAGUGAUGUCUGAUGGACCACUCAAGCCUGAAGGAGCAAGGUCUACUAACCACCGACCUGCAGAAAGUUCUGUCUCCACUGGCUCAUCAGCCAGUAGUUUUGGCAGUGGAUACAGCAUGGAUAGCGAAGGCAGCAGCAGUACCACAGGAGAGAAUAAUCUAUUUCCCAUCCCGAGAAUAGGGAAGAUGAACCAGAAUGGACAAGAACCAGUAAAGCAGUCAGGAGUAGGAUUAGCCGACUCAGAAGGUAAAACACAGGUUAUGGGUGAAAUCAAGAUUGCAUUAAAGAAGGAAAUGAAGACAGAUGGAGAACAGCUGAUAGUAGAAAUCCUUCAGUGCAGAAAUAUCACAUACAAAUUUAAAUCUCCAGAUCAUCUACCAGACCUGUAUGUGAAGCUGUACGUUGUCAAUAUCUCUACCCAAAAGAGAGUAAUUAAGAAGAAAACCAGGGUGUGCAGGCAUGACCGAGAGCCUUCGUUCAAUGAAACGUUUAGAUUUAGUUUGAGUCCUGCUGGGCAUUCUCUUCAGAUUCUGCUUGUCUCCAAUGGAGGGAAGUUUAUGAAAAAGACACUGAUUGGGGAAGCUUAUAUCUGGCUUGACAAAGUGGAUCUAAGGAAAAGAAUAGUAAACUGGCACAAACUGUUGGUCAGCUCCACACAAACACACUGAGCAGAGCUGUCUGCUUAGGGCACAAAACCUGCAGAGUCUGCUCUAAACAGCAUCACUCCAAGACUAUAGUUUGAUAUCAUUGUGUUUAGCUAGUCUUUCAGAAUACAAAGUAGAAAAGAGCAGUCUCUGGGCUACAUAGCACACUUCAAUGAGGGCUAGUACGCUUGUUUUUGCUGCAAAAGACAGCAAAAGGAAAAGAAAACCUGGGCCCAAAAGUUAAAGUGAGUCUGUUUGAAAUGAAGACUGAUACGAGGGCUCCGUGUUGUUGGACUCUUUGUGAAGAGAGUAACUGUGAAGGAAAUGACGAAGGCUGGAGGCAGGUGUUAACGUGGAGUUCGGCUGCAGCUGGAGGCAGUGUGAUGGAAAGUGCAGUCUGGUUUUCUGUGCAACCAGAAGGAGACCAUUUUAUGCAAAAGCACCUAGGGUGACUGACUUUCCAAAUCCCACUUAUCAAAAGUGCAAAACUUGCUCCUCUGCACCUUAGGAUCUCUGAUAAUUUGCUAUAGUGAGAUUAUGCCACUUGACACAAACUGCAAGGCGUUUGCAAGAGUGGUAAUGUUACUUUACAUUACUUUUUUCCUUCUUUUUCUUUCAAAAACUAUGCUGUGGAGAAUCAGAUCUGAUUGUUUUAUUUGUUUCUGUGUGUUUACAAUGGCUAUAAACCACUCUUCUAGAAUGUUAUGAAUUAAAAUAUAUAACGGUCUAUAAUUUGGGAUGUGAUUUUAAAGAGAAAGGACAGGAUAUAAACCACACUACAUCAGAAAGCAAAAAUGCUGUUUCAAUGUCAGUGACGCUGUACUUCACCCCACCCUUUGAAUCAGGAGGUCUAAAACAGUUUGAAUUGAAGAAACUUAAACACUGGGACUAACACAAUUAUUUCAACUAGUCCAUUUUUCAGCAAGCAGUCUUUUUUCUGAAACUAUAUGCAGAUGAUGAAUUUUAUAGCUACUUAGUGGGCACUUUGGCACAGUAGACCCACUGUGACAACACCAACCCACUCAAUGCAGGGCUCUGUAUCAACACUAGUGACACUCUAGAAAGAGGAAGGGACAGCAGGGCAGUUCCUGACUGUUACAUUAGAGAAGAUGAAUAUCCUCUUGCUAUCUCAGGUGAAUGUCUGAGUAUAAUCCACUCAAAAGCAUGGCUUCUCAGGAAAGAAGCAAAUAGGAAGGUAACUUGCAAGAUUUAAGGCUGUGUCAGCACUUUGUUGCUCUAAAGUUCCACUUUCAGGAAUUUGAAGUUGAGCAGUUAGCUCACUUGGGAAGAAGCUACUGCCUAGGUAUGGCUUAGGCUGGUUGUUGUAUUUUCCCUUGUAACAUAUUUGAAGAGGGGAGAGAUUUUUCUCCCCUUCCCAAAAGUAUUGCAGUUUCAUUAAAACCCAAGAGUCAUGGUAGUAAUUCCCAUGUUACUCAGAAGUCGUUCAAUAUUUCACAGCUUCAUUAAAAAGUUUCCCUGGAAAUGUGAUCACAUGACCUUUGCAAACUUAAAAAGAAAAUGACCAAAUUUCUGCAUGCCUGACAUAUAUUUUUCUUGCCCAAUAAGAGCCUUUCACAAAUCAUUUAAUGUACAUUGUCUUAUAUUUCUUGAAUAUAUGUAGUACACUUCCAAGACUACCAGUGCAAGACCAGCUGAAAAUAUUCUUCUGGAAAAUAUUAUAUGCUUUAAAAAAAAAAAUAAUAAUGCUUAGAUUAUUCAGCAACUGGAAUGACCAUGGAAAAGCUAUACCAUUUAAUCUGGUGACACUUCUCACAUAUAGUUUUUGGUUUAUCUUAACUUAAAAUAACAGCAUGGCACAGGAAUAUGAGAAGAAACACGCAGAAGACAUUAAUGCUACACACACCAAGAAAACUCCUGUUAUUGGUAACCUGCUGGUCGCCUGCUUAACUUGCAAGCAGAGCAAUCUUUCCAAAAUCUUGUUAGCUAUCUCAAAAACACAACAUCACUGACAGUGGAAGUAGAAUGUGUGCUUUAAUGUUGAAUUUUAUGCUUUCACCAGUGUAUGUAUACCCUACCUCUCACAUAUUUUAAAAGCAGUCUGUUGGAGUUAUUGUAAAAAUUCUAUAUGUUUUGAUGUUGUGUAUGUUUUUAUAAGACAAUACUUCAA
Molecule: messenger RNA, 17920 nt
Organism: Empidonax traillii (willow flycatcher)
Lineage: Eukaryota; Metazoa; Chordata; Aves; Passeriformes; Tyrannidae
Gene: PCLO
Product: piccolo presynaptic cytomatrix protein
Exons: 26
Coding region: 118-15816 (5232 amino acids)
Biological process (GO): protein localization to synapse; presynaptic active zone assembly
Cellular component (GO): cytoskeleton of presynaptic active zone; glutamatergic synapse; axon
Molecular function (GO): protein binding; structural constituent of presynaptic active zone; metal ion binding
Source: RefSeq, a predicted model, not a curated record